Messenger RNA from Rhipicephalus microplus (southern cattle tick), 4816 nucleotides. RefSeq names its product alpha-2-macroglobulin-like. Gene Ontology annotation, molecular function: endopeptidase inhibitor activity. The record is from RefSeq and is a predicted model, not a curated record. Gene Ontology annotation, cellular component: extracellular region. Lineage: Eukaryota; Metazoa; Arthropoda; Arachnida; Ixodida; Ixodidae.
CGGUGUCUGCUCGCUAUCUUCAAUUUCCUUUCUCGCUUUUCACCGCAACCGCGCAGUUUCGCACGACCGACCGGCUCUGAGCCCUUCAUACGCGCCACAGCGCGGUCCAUCGAGUGUCCAGUAGAACUCGUUUUGAAUUUACAAUUCAGUGCGUCGACCUGACUCGAUCCGCAGCGAGUUCACGAUGCUCCGGUGGCUCACGCAUUUGACGAUCACCUACUGCAUCCUCGGAUGGAACAGUGUUGGAGCUGCCAAGAAACCAGCAUUUCUUCUCACAACACCUUCAUCUUUCAUGCCUGGAGAGAAUCAAACACUGGCAUUCAAUGUCUUCAAUGCACCGAGAAGUGGUCAUGUCACACUCAGCCUUGUGGCAACACCUGGUGGUGUUUUGUCCAACGUUUCCAUACGAACCAAUGGAGAGUCACCUGAAGUAAUCACAUUACCAGUUCCCAAGGAUCUGCCUUUCAACACAGUGCUCCAAGUGUCAGGGAAAUUCGGCAGCUAUUCUUUUGAGAAAACACUUGUCACCAUUAUCCAGACUGAUAAGCCCAUCUACAAGGCCGGGGAAAUGGUUCGAUUUCGUGUCCUUGGAAUUGACUUCAGGAAGCUUCCACUCGCAGAGCAUGUUGGUCGAAUCUGGAUCGAGAACCCAAUGCACUUCAAAAUUUCCCAGUGGCACAAUGUGUCAUUGUCAGCAGGUAUCGUACAGCUGGAAAAACAACUCUCCCAUGAGCCUCAGCUGGGGGAGUGGUCCGUCUGCUGCCAAAUCUUUGACCAUACGACUUGCCAGACAUUCCAAGUGGGCAGUUAUGCAUUGCCCAAGUUUUCUGUUGAUAUCAGUGCACCACCAUACAUUUUCCCUGAGGAGUCCAAUAGCACAUGGAAAAUAUGUGCGAGGUAUCUUUAUGGCAAGCCCGUGCACGGUCAUCUCAGAGCUCAGCUGACAUACAAACGCUUUCCGUGGACUUCCGAGUUAAAAAAGGUGUUGCCCAGUGUUGACAUAGAUGUACCGAUUAGAGGUUGCCAUGAGUUUGAGGUCAAUGGCAACCAUCUCCUCUUUGCCAAUAGGGACAUCAAUCGUCGUCCUCUCAUUCUUACAGCGGAGGUUGCGGACAGCGCUACAGGAGAGGCAGUGUCUGCCAACAUCACAAAAGAGUUUGUCUGGUCACCAUUCACGUUGGGCUUUGUCACAAAGCGCUCCGUACCUAACUUCAAGCCUGGGCUAGUCUACAGGGGACUGGUUCAGGCGACGUAUCCCGAUGGCACACCUGCCUCCGAAAAGCGAGUCAGUGUCUGCUUCUCUGCGUCAUCACUGCCAACGGUUCGGUGCAGUGCACGCAGAAAACCACAAUGCCAGCGUGUGUCAUCCACAGAUGAUGUUGCGACAGGGUGCCGAGACUACGAAACAGAUGCCCAAGGGCAAGCUCACUUCUCUGUUCCUGGAAUGCGUGGUACCCUGAAUAGUCUUUCACUAACUGCUACAGCUGAUGGUGGAAAAUGGAACAAUCCUGUGUCACGAAUGCACCUUCGAGCCUGGACGUCCAUGUCGGGGCGCUAUUUACACAUAUCAGUUCCAUCAGAAAAGCUUGAGUGCAGCAGAAGUACUACCAUUUUAUUUUAUCAUACAAAGCUCAGAAACCAUCCUGAAGGAGUUACCUUAUAUUAUCAGGUUGUCUCUGGACACCAAGUUGUGGACAAGGGCAUACUGUCGCCAAGACGUUCAUGGGAUGACAUAGCCUCCCGAAUACCACUCGACUCUUCGUCUAGCAGCAUGAGAGUGUCUGGAUACUCUGUCUCCGAGUUUAAUUUGACAGUGAAACCUAGCUGGGGUCUCUCACCCACUGCUCGUCUGAUGGUGUACUAUGCACACCCGAAUGGAGAGGUCAUUGCUGAUGCAGUCCCACUGGAGGUCAAGCCGUGCAACUCAAAUGAGGUGCUCCUGAAUUUCGCUGAAAAGUCUGUUCAGCCUGGGAUGCCAGCAACACUGAGUCUUUCGGCUGCUCAAGGCUCUGUGUGUGGCACAUGGGCACUAGAUCAGGCCCUGCUGCAGAAAGCAGCAAAGGCUGAGUUCACGCCUGAGAAGUUGCAUGAUUUGCUGAGCCCUCUGGUAGCCAAGCCUCACCGUCCAACUAUUUUAAAAGGCCACUGUGUUCUGAGUGAAGAGAAUUGGCACUUUGCAGGACCCACAUUAUUCCUUGACUCUGCUGCUGCCUUUGCGGAGUCAUCGGUGCAAGUAAUCACCGACAUGAAGAUUAAUGUUCGUCCUUGUUGGGAAGAUGGGGGUGUGUGGACCCCAGAGCAUGGAGCACGAGUGGGCAUUGACGAUGGAGGUGACGGUGAGAUUGCAGACCUAGCUCCUGCAACCUCAAUUCCAAAGUCAGCGGUGGACGUACGUAGUCACUUUCCAGAAACAUGGCUGUGGGAGCUCCAUCACAUUGAAAGAGCUGCACCACUCAACCUAAGUCGAGAGAUUCCCCACUCGGUGACCAAAUGGAAAGCAGGUGCCCUCUGCCUGCACCCAAGUCGCGGUCUGGGAAUGGCUGCGGACACCGUUAGCGCAGUGCAGCCCUUCUUCAUCCAGCUGUCACUUCCUGCUGUUGCCAUUCGUGGAGAGACAAUUCCCAUCACUGCUUCACUGUUCAACUACCUCAGAUCAUGCAUCCCCGUCAAGUUUGGUUUGAUUGUGGAUGCCAGCUGCUUGAAAAUGAUUGGCAGCCCACAGAAGCGCUUUUGCUUGUGCAGCGAAGACACAGUUUCGUUAAGACUUUAUGCACGGUCCGACUGUUUGGGUCAGCUCAACAUCACUGCUCACGCUUUGGGCCUCUCCAAGAACGACUCCAUAUGUGAGCCUGGAAGCGUGACAGAAACUAGAACAGCUCGAGAUGCACUGCGUAAGAGCCUUCAUGUAAUGGUAAGAAGCAAGCCCUUGGAAAAACUUAUAACAAAAUUUCUUUCAGCUCCUACAAGCAGUAUAGAAAAUCAUAGGUUUAUCCUGAAGAUCCCUGGCAAUGCCAUUCAUGGUUCCUCAAAGGGUGUGUUCACAGUGUCAGGUGACAUUCUAAGCCCCGUUCUGGCAUCCGGUCUAGAGUCCAUCGUCAAACUGCCCACUGCCUGUGGAGAGCAGAACCUUGCCAUCUUAGCCACGAAUGUUGUGGUGCUUGAUUACCUGAUCUCCUCGGGGCAUUUCAGCCAUCCGUUAGAGGCCAAACUUCGGAGAAACAUUCUCACAGGCUAUGAACAGCAACUGAACUACAGGCAUCCACACAAUGGCUACAGUGCUUUUGGCGGUGCCGAUCCCGAGCCGAGCUUGUGGCUGACAGCAUUCGUUGUGCGCACCUAUGGAAAAGCCCGCCAGUACGUUUCCCUCGAUGAUACUGAGCUGAGUUUGAAUACGCAAUGGUUGCUUGGUCACCAGUAUGACACUGGCUGCUUCCCAUCUGUUGGUCGUGUCUUGAAUUCUCAACUCAAGGGUGGUAUUCAGGGGACGUCGCUUUCACCACUGACAGCCUAUGUGCUGAUUUCAUUGCUCGAAGCCAAUGCAACUAUACUGCCACAGGCACAAGACAAGGCUGUCCAGUGUCUUGUCGAAGAAAGCGCCCAAGAACAAGACAGCUACUCACUGGCACUUCAUGCAUAUGCCCUGACCCUUUUACGCCAUCGCAAUGCGCAGCAAACUUUUCACUUGCUGUGGAGUCGUGGUGAACUGGAAGCAGAUGGCACGUUGCACUGGAGUCGCAACGUAUCUUUAGCAGUGGCUGUAGAGACAAGUGGCUAUGCCAUCCUUGCCUGCUUGACGCUGCACAAGGAAACAGGUGUCUCUUUAGCCCUACCUGCAGUGCAGUGGCUACUCAAGCAGAGGAACCACAGAGGAGGAUUUAUAUCCACGCAGGAUACUGUUAUAGCAAUGCAAGCUUUGGCUAAAUAUGCAAAGAUGGUCGUACUACCAGAUACACGUCUGACACUGACAGUGUCAUCUCAACACAUGGAGCCCAGGGACCUUCAUGUGGAGCCAGCAAAUGCAAUGCUGCUUCAGGAAAUGCCCGUUCCCGUACUGCCUGCAACUCUUGAACUAAAUGUCACUGGAAAGGGCUGUGCAUUUGUGCAGGCCACUGCAAAGUACAACGUUCCUGCCGAAAAUACGAACAACUUUGAUCUCUUGGUGGAACCAUCUCACACGGCAUGCAAGCCAAAGUUAAAACUGUGUGCAAGUUAUCUCCUAUCCUGGGGCAUGUCUGGAAUGGUGAUAAUACAAGUCCACCUGCAGACUGGAUUUCGGUUUAGCAAGGUGAUAGAUGACCUGGAAGUAAAGAAGAUUGAGGAAGAAAUGAACAAAGUGAACCUCUACUUUGACGAGCUGAGCAACCGGAGGACAUGUGUGGCUUUGGUGUUGACCCAAGAGUAUGAAGUGAGGGAUGCUCUGCCUGCGGCUGUGAUUCUGCAAGACUACUAUGACCCUGAUAUGAUUGUGCUAAGGAACUACACGAUUCCCACUUGUGAAAGAGAUCAGCAAAACGUUGUCGACUCACAAAUGCCCUUAUCGGAUGUGGUGCAUGAGAGUGUUCCUUCAGAAGGAGCUCAUUUUAGCAACUUCCGAAACAUUGACCAGGAGCCCGACUUUCCAGAUGGCCCAGAAUCAAACUUGCCAGUGACAGUACCAGCUCCCGAGGAAUAAAAGGGAAGAAGGUCAACACAUGUGUGCCUGAAAUUCCUGCGUCCUAAGACCUUGCAACACGUUGCUCCCCAAGUCUCGCUGGAAAAAAGGUCACCGUUGCAAGAAAAAAAGAAUUCACGUCAACUCUUUCAUCAUGCCAGAUAA